Molecule: messenger RNA, 2577 nt
Organism: Pararge aegeria (speckled wood butterfly)
Lineage: Eukaryota; Metazoa; Arthropoda; Insecta; Lepidoptera; Nymphalidae
Gene: Prestin
Product: prestin
Exons: 18
Coding region: 343-2424 (693 amino acids)
Biological process (GO): transmembrane transport
Cellular component (GO): membrane
Molecular function (GO): bicarbonate transmembrane transporter activity; sulfate transmembrane transporter activity; chloride transmembrane transporter activity
Source: RefSeq, a predicted model, not a curated record
UUCACUUAAAUGUAAAUAAUUGUAAAACACGCAGUUAAUUAAUCUACGUAUGACAGACGUUAUAGUUCAUAUAAAAUCUUAAAGUUUAUAAUUGUCGGAAAAGUGAUACAAGUGAAAUUUAUUCAAGUAAACCUCUCAGUACCAGUUAAACCCUGUGACUUACUAGAUAUAUUAUUACUAUAGUAUAUUAUUUACACAAUACUAAGUGCACUAAAAGAAAGAUAGGUACCUAUAUAUUUUAUACUUAUACACUUUAAUCUCAAAGACUAAAGUGUAAGGCAUUCAGUGUAAAUGUUGUGACUGAAGUGUUUUUAAGUGCAAUAAGUGAAGUGAAUAGUAAUUAUGCGGACUAGUAGCGAGGAGAAGGACUCCGAGAAGGAGAAGUUGAAUCCCAAUAGAUGGCUCCAAGGUCAUCCGAGUCAGCAGUUCAACGUCAUACGACGGGUGUACCAGCAGGACGCGCUAAACAAAGAUGCAGACUAUCAAGUGCCAAAGAAACCAUUGAGCUACCGAUGUAAGCGAGCAGUUCAAAGCUGUGGGUUCGGCGAGUGCCUCCUUAACUCAUUGCCCAUCGCAAAAUGGCUGCCACGGUACAGCCCCAAGAAAUUCCUGGUAGGAGACCUGGUUGCGGGGGCCACGACUGCCGUCAUGCAUAUACCACAAGGUAUGGCUUACGCGCUACUGGCCGAAGUACCACCCAUAGUCGGGCUAUAUAUGGCUUUCUUCCCAGUGCUCAUAUAUGUGAUAUUCGGAACCUCACCCCAUGUUUCCAUGGGUACCUUCGCAGUUGCUUGCCUUAUGGCGGGAAAGGUGGUGACCCAACAUUCAGUCCACCCUGAGUUAAUAACCGCGGUGAAUAGCACGACAACAGAAAGUCCGUUUUUGUCAGUUGGUUACACGCCGCUUCAAGUACUCAGUAUACUUUCUCUCACCGUUGGUCUGAUUCAGGUGAUAAUGUGGAUAUUGAGGCUAGGCGCCGUAUCCACGCUUCUCUCCGAACCUCUGGUAUCAGGCUUCACCACGGCCGCCUCGUUCCACGUGCUGGCGUCCCAGUUGAAGGAUCUGUUCGGAAUUAAGCUGCCCAAAUUGGGCUCUAAUUAUAAAGUUGUAUUUACAGUGGUAGAAAUAAUCAAGAACAUCCCAAACGCGAACUGGACCGCGUUCGCGAUAUCGGCAAUCGCUUGCGUCGUUAUUGCGUUGAACAAUGAAAUUUUGAAGCCCUGGGUAAGCAAGAGGAGUCGAGUCCCAGUGCCCAUAGAGUUGUUGGCGAUCGUCAUCGGGACCCUUGCGUCCAGCUUCGGCAACCUCAAGCAAAACUACGGUAUUUCCCUCGUCGGAACUAUUCCUACUGGGUUACCGGAUGCUAAUGUUCCGCCCAUAGAAUUAUUGCCGCGUAUCGCCCUGGACGCUUUCACCAUCACGAUGGUAACGUACACCAUAUCCAUGUCCAUGGCGCUAAUCUUCGCCGCCAAGGAGAAGUACGAGGUGGACGCCAACCAAGAACUUCUGGCAUUGGGCGCGAGCAACGUGUUUGGGUCAUUCUUCUGCUGCGCUCCACUCUGUGCGAGUUUGUCUCGAUCAUACAUACAAUAUCAGGCUGGAAGCAAAACCGGGAUAACAUCAGUUGUAAGCGCGGUACUCAUUCUAUGCGUGCUGCUGUGGGUGGGGCCGUUCUUCGAGCAACUUCCCCGGUGCGUGCUUGCGUCCAUCAUAAUCGUCUCACUGAAAGGCAUGUUUAUGCAAGUCAAGGAUCUAAAUAAGUUUUGGAAGCUAAGCAAGUUGGACGCUGUAGUGUGGCUGGUAACAUUCUUAGUGACAAUGCUGAUCAAUAUCGACGUUGGACUUGGCGCUGGAUUACUAGCUAGUGUUGGAGCGUUGUUCUGUCGCUCGCAGAAGCCGUACACGUGCCUACUUGGCCGCGUGCUGGAUACAGAUCUGUACCUUGACAUCAAAAGGUAUCGCGCCGCCGAAGAAAUCCCCGGCAUCAAGAUUUUCCACUACUGCGGCGGGCUCAACUUCGCCAGUAAGAAUCUGUUCCGAGCGACUCUAUUCCGAAGGAUUGGGUACCUGAAGAAGAGAGAUCAGAAUAAGGAUGACGAUAGCAAUUACAGCAAGACCGACUUUGAGUGGGAUUCCAACAUAGGAAAUAGGGUGAACUGCGUAAUAAUAGACGCUACGGCGUUGUCGUACGUGGACGCGCCGGGCAUUAAGAGUUUGGUGGCGGCGCAGAGAGAACUUGUGGCCAACAACAUUACUGUGCUUCUGGCGGGAGCUAAUGGCCCCGUACUGGAAAUGAUCGAGCGGUACAACUCCCUAGAAGCCGAGCAAUUGCAGCUAGACACUUUCCCCACCGUACACGACGCUGUGGUGUACUACAAAAUGUUGGAAGUGAAAAAGGAGCCCGCAAUCACUAUAUCCACGUGAUCCUAGUGAAACCAUUUGCUUGUAUAUGAAUUUAUGAAUACUAAUCAUUGCUCUAUAGUGUUAUCGCAAGUACUUAUAAACAAAUUGCAUUGUUCUUUAGUGCAUUAGCACUAUAAAAUUAAAGUUAAAGUCAAAGUCAAAAAUAUCUUUAAU